Molecule: messenger RNA, 1120 nt
Organism: Penaeus indicus
Lineage: Eukaryota; Metazoa; Arthropoda; Malacostraca; Decapoda; Penaeidae
Exons: 2
Coding region: 58-690 (210 amino acids)
Source: RefSeq, a predicted model, not a curated record
CGAACCUCGUGGACAUAAGCAACGAGUCUACGUGUGGCAACGGCUCCGCUAGCUAGUAUGGCGGAGUUUAAAGAUUUUCGGAACGUUUUCGAGAAUUUGCCUUGUGGUAAAUCUGCAACUAAUAUCCAGCCGUCCGGCGCCGACGGCCCAGCCGCAGCUGCCAUUCGCCCAGAGCGAAGGAGCUUUUGCGAAGCGGAACCCUCCAGAGCCCCGAGGAACCCCGUCGACCCGCAGCCCGUCAUGCCCCUCGGCGGCCCCCCGCAGGCCGUGAUGGCCGCCGCCCCCUGGAGGUCCCCUGAGGCGCCCAGAGGGGUCGUCGUCGCCGGGGACCACGAGGUGAAAAUGCCGCCAGCGGGAUUCCUGAGCAGGGAUGAGUGCAGCAGCCCCUCCGCUAUCAGCGCCGCCGCCAGGAUCGAGGCGCAAGUAGACCGGAUCGACAACCUGAAAGCCGACCUCGACAUAAGCACCCUCAGCCCCGACUCGCAGCUCGUGGUCGGCCUCAUCACCAAGACGCUCCGCAACGAAAUCAACGACCUCAAACUCGUCCUCCAGAGAAGAGAUGAGACGAUCCGGAGCGAAAUUAGGAACCUGAAAGAGAGACUCACUUCUUUGGAGACAAAAAUUGACGACUGCAACGAGAAACUGAAACACGAGAAUACAUAUAGUUCGCUUUGGUGCUGUUUCGGAUGACGACGCUCUUGUAUUUGAUAAUAUUUGUGUAUAUAGAUAUAAUAUAUAAGUAUACUGUGUAUGAAAACCUGUGUGUAUACUUAUGUGCAUAUACAUGUUAUAAAUACUGUAAAUUCAGGUGUGUAAAAACUAUGUUUUUCCUCCUAUCACAAAAUGGAGGAAGGGCGUUAACUGUUCCUUAUGAAAAAGUGCUGUGCUAGUCAUUAAAAACAUUAAGCCUGUAAUGAAUAGGAAUGUAUAAGUUAUAGAAAAAUAAGCCUGUGUGCAUUGUGAUAAGGGGAUCUAUGGUGUUUGUACGCGAUAUUGUGGCCACAGCUUUUGUAAAGAAUUGUAGAUUUAAUAGAAAUGUUUAUAUAAGAUGAAUAUAUGUGUUAGUGCAAGAGCUUGCGUGGUGUAAGAGAGAGAGAGAGAGAGAGAGAGAGGAGAGAGA